Suncus etruscus (white-toothed pygmy shrew) is the source of this 1587-nucleotide messenger RNA. RefSeq names its product beta-hexosaminidase subunit beta-like. The record is from RefSeq and is a predicted model, not a curated record. Gene Ontology annotation, cellular component: membrane. Gene Ontology annotation, molecular function: beta-N-acetylhexosaminidase activity. The transcript is spliced from 14 exons. Gene Ontology annotation, biological process: ganglioside catabolic process; glycosaminoglycan metabolic process; carbohydrate metabolic process. The coding region runs from base 1 to 1587 and encodes 528 amino acids. Lineage: Eukaryota; Metazoa; Chordata; Mammalia; Eulipotyphla; Soricidae.
AUGGAGCAGUGCAAGCUGGCAUGGCCUUGGAUACUGUUUUCCCUACUUGCGACACAGGCUCGUGUUGCACCGAAACCUGGACUGUGGCCCCUGCCACGUUCGGUGGAGCUGUUUCCUCAUCUGUUCUUCCUGUCCCGCCAAGAGUUCAAGAUCAACUUCGGCUCUUCUUCCAAAGUCGGCCCCUCCUGCAUUAUCCUGCAGGAAGCAUUUAGGCGUUAUCGUAUGUAUAUUUUUGACAACCACAAAAGGCUGCAAGGUCCUGCUAAAUUUGAAAGUCGAAAACAGUUACAGCAACUCCUGGUCUCAGUGGUCCAUGAUAAAGAGUGUGAGUCUUUCCCCAAUAACUCUUCAGAUGAAUCCUAUAGCUUGGAGGUACUUGGACCAGUGGCUUCCCUCCAUGCCAACAGUGUCUGGGGAGUGCUGAGAGGUUUAGAGACCUUUAGCCAGUUAAUUCAUCAAGAUUCCUAUGGGAUGAUCACCAUCAAUAAAUCCAGUAUUACUGAUUCUCCAAGAUUUCCUCACAGAGGCAUUUUAAUUGAUACAGCCAGACACUACCUUCCAGUUAAGCUCAUUUUAGAAACUCUGGAUGCCAUGGCUUUUAACAAGUUCAAUGUUCUCCACUGGCACAUAGUAGAUGAUCAGUCUUUCCCAUACCAGAGCACCACUUUUCCAGAGUUAAGUAAUCAGGGGGGCUAUUCCUUAUCACAUGUGUAUACUCCAAAUGAUGUCCAUAAGGUGAUUGAAUAUGCUCAGUUACGAGGAAUUCGAGUCAUACCUGAAUUUAACACCCCUGGACAUACACAGUCUUGGGGUAAAGGUCAAAAAGGUUUCCUAACUCCAUGCUAUAAUCCAAAGAUGCCAAAUGAGUCUUUUGGCCCUGUAAAUCCUGUCCCACAUUCAACUUACAUCUUCAUGUCUAAUUUUCUUGAAGAAAUUAGCAAAGUGUUUCCAGAUAAAUUUAUUCACUUGGGAGGAGAUGAAAUAGCAUUCCACUGUUGGCAGACCAAUCCAGGAAUUCAAGCUUUCAUGAAAACCAUGGGCUUAGCAAAUAAUUUAAAAGCACUAAAGUCUUUCUAUAUUAAAAAGCUUUUGGACAUGGUUUCAAAUAUAAGAAAAGGAGCCAUAGUCUGGCAUGAUGCUUUUGAUAAAGAUAAGCUUCAACCAGGAACAGUGGUUCAAAUAGGAAAAAUGGAGCAAUAUUCCAUUCAUGAAGCUAAUAUCACAGCAGCUGGUUUCCAGGUGAUCCUUUCUAGUCCUUGGUACUUAGAUGAAAUCAGUUAUGGAGAUGACUGGACAAAGUAUUAUGAAGUGGAGCCUCUUGAUUUUUCUGGUUCUCCAAAACAGAAACAACUUGUCAUUGGUGGAGAAGCAUGUAUAUGGGGAGAAUAUGUGGAUGGAACUAAUCUCACGCCAAGAUUAUGGCCUUGGGCAAGUGUAGUUGGUGAGAGACUGUGGAGUCAAAAAGACGUUUCUGAUCUACAGGAUGCCUAUGAUAGACUGAAAAUUCACCGCUGCAGAAUGGUCAGACGUGGAAUAGCUGCACAACCUCUUUCUGUUGGCUAUUGUGAUCAUCAGCUCAAUGAGUAA